Messenger RNA from Sphaeramia orbicularis (orbiculate cardinalfish), 5655 nucleotides. RefSeq names its product ecotropic viral integration site 5 like (gene evi5l). The coding region runs from base 516 to 3086 and encodes 856 amino acids. Lineage: Eukaryota; Metazoa; Chordata; Actinopteri; Kurtiformes; Apogonidae. The record is from RefSeq and is a predicted model, not a curated record. Gene Ontology annotation, molecular function: small GTPase binding; GTPase activator activity. Gene Ontology annotation, biological process: regulation of GTPase activity. The transcript is spliced from 20 exons.
GAACGCCAGCCAUUCUAUGUUUUACUUGUAAUGAUUGAUGCUGCCUGCUGUGUAUACCUUAUUCUGGCUACAUCGCUCGGCUGCCAUGAUUAUUUCGGUGAAUUUGCCUUGAAAUAUUUUCCCAGUGUAUUUCCGUUCACACACACGCGAGCCCCUCCGCGUGCAUAGGCUCGCGACCAGCUGUGCGUCGCUGCCUCCGGUUGAACGGCGGCACGCACGAGGAUGGCACUGCGUUGGACGGUCUCCUGAAUCCGUCCUCGGUGGUCUAUUAAGAUUUUUAAUUAGCCCAUAACAUAUAUUUGACAUUUACACCUCGGAGCAACGAUGAAGCCUCAGUUAUGAUCGUUAAAAAGCGAUUCAGGUUUGACGACCUCUGAUCCUAUCGGCUCCAAGGCCAGUCAGGUGGCCAAUCAGGCGCCAGCCAGACUAACUGAGGAGGGGGACCAGCAGUGAGACUGGGAGACCCUCACACCACACUGACACAGCUUCACCUCUCUCCCUGCAUCAGCAGCACCAUGUCAAUACCCAGCAGUAGUCCAGAGAGAGAGGGCUCUGGUGGGGCUCCCCCUCAGCUAGAGUGCCCUUCUUCCCCUUCUGGCAUGGACGCAGACCCCCCAUCAACAGGCAGCCCAGUGCUCAGCCCAGACUCAUCUUCCCAUGAUGCAGUGCUCUCAGCACCAGCAGUAUCACCGGCAGACUCUGAGAACUUGAGUCCUGAUGAACUGGAGCUGCUGGCCAAAUUAGAGGAACAAAACAGGUUGCUGGAGGCUGAUUCCAAGUCUAUGAGGUCAAUGAGUGGCUCACGGCGCAACAGCGGCUCCUCACUGGUGUCCAGCUCUUCAGCUUCAUCUAACCUGUCACACCUGGAAGAGGAUACCUGGAUCCUGUGGGGCCGCAUCGUCAAUGAGUGGGAAGAGUGGAGGCGCAAAAAGGAUAAACUUCUGAAGGAGCUGAUCAGGAAAGGCAUCCCUCAUCAUUUCAGGGCCAUUGUCUGGCAGCUGCUGGGCAAUGCCACCGACAUGCCGGUGAAGAACCAGUACUCUGAGCUGUUGAAAAUGUCGUCCCCCUGUGAGAAACUAAUCCGCAGAGACAUUGCCCGCACCUACCCCGAACACGAGUUCUUCAAAGGCCAGGACAGUCUGGGUCAGGAAGUCCUCUUCAAUGUCAUGAAGGCGUACUCUCUAGUGGAUCGAGAAGUGGGCUACUGCCAAGGCAGCGCGUUCAUCGUCGGGCUGCUGCUUAUGCAGAUGCCCGAAGAGGAGGCGUUCUGCGUGUUUGUGCGUCUGAUGCAGGAGUAUCGUCUGAGGGAGCUGUUCAAACCCAGCAUGGCUGAGCUGGGCCUCUGCAUCUACCAGUUUGAGUAUCUACUACAGGAGCAGCUUCCAGAACUGAAUGUCCAUUUCAGAUCCCAGAGUUUCCACACGUCUAUGUACGCCUCAUCCUGGUUCCUCACCCUCUUCCUCACCUUCCUCCCCCUGCCCGUUGCCACGCGUAUCUUUGAUAUUUUCAUGUAUGAGGGUCUAGAGAUUAUCUUCCGUGUGGGCCUGGCUAUUCUGCAGUACAACCAGACUGACCUCAUUCAGCUUGACAUGGAGGGCAUGUCACAGCAUUUCCAGAAGGUGAUCCCCCAUCAGUUUGACAGCUGCCCAGACAAGCUGAUCCUCAGAGCCUACCAGGUCAAAUACAACCCCAAGAGGAUGAAGAAACUAGAAAAAGAAUAUACCACAAUCAAAAACAAAGAAAUGGAGGAGCAAAUUGAGAUCAAGAGGUUACGCACAGAAAACAGGCUGCUUAAGCAAAGGAUUGAGACAUUAGAGAAGGAGAGUGCUGCUCUGGCAGACAGACUGAUACAGGGUCAGGUGACAAGGGCUCAGGAAGCAGAAGAAAACUAUGUGAUCAAGAGGGAGCUGGCGGUGGUGAGGCAACAGUGCAACACAGCCAGCGAGAGCCUCGAGAAAGCACAGGAUACCAUCAGAGAGCUGCAGCAACAGAGGUACACAGAGCAGUUUGUGAACAGUUUGCAAACUGAGCUGGAACAAUCCAGACUGCACGAGGCUGAACUGUUGGGGGCACUGAAGGAAAUGCAAGACAAGGUGCUUGACCUGGAAAAGAGGAGCAGUUGCCUGCCUGAUGAGAACAACAUGGUGGCUCUGCAGGAAGAAGUGAAACAGAUGAAGCUUCGGGAGCUGGAGACGCUGCGUUCAUUCAGAGAGAUGCAGGAUGCUGUGACUGAUCUUAACCAGCGCUGGCAGCAUCAUAUGUCUCGCGGCAGCAGCACGGGCAGUGGAGGCGGCCACUGGAAGGAAUCGCCAAAGAAGAAUGCCAUGAAUGAGCUUCAGGACAAACUGAUGACGGUCAGACUGAGGGAGGCUCAGGCUCAGGCUGAGCUCAGAGAGGUCAAACUUAAAGCCCUGCAGCUGGAGAGCCAGAACCAGAUUCACAGUAAACUGAUUGGUCGUCAUGAGCAGGAGCGCUCUGCCCUCCAGGACCGGCUCCAGAUGUUGUCAAAUCAGAACAAAGCUCUCCAGACCCAACUCAAUGAGAUGAAAAGGAAGCAGGCUGAGUCCGACUGCAAGAGUAAAGAGGAGGUGAUGGCAGUGAGACUGAGAGAAGCAGACAGUAUGGCUGCCAUGGCUGAACUCCGACAGAAGAUAGCUGAACUGGAGAUACAGAAAGAAGAAGGACUGAUCCAGGGCCAGCUGAACCACUCAGACUCCAGACAGUACAUCACCCAGCUCCGGGACCAGAUCGCUGAGCUCAAGAAUGAGGUCAGGCAGUUGCGAGGGCAGAAGGCGGCCCCCAGCUCCAGGGUCAGCAGCGGCAGUGGGAGUAACAACUACCAGGACCUGUGCCUGACCAGCCCCGCCUCCGCCGAGGGCGACUACCUGAGCUCAGACGACGACCUCCUCCCGAGCCCGCUGCCUGCCAACGCCCUUUACCCCGGUUUGGCCAACCCGUGUCACCCAUCCACACGUCUGGACAGUGAAGGCAGCACCGACAGCGAGACGGAGGAGCGAGUGCGGACACAUCCAGACCCACAGCAGCUGUACGGCAGCAUGGUGUGUGCCGAGGCGCUGGAUAACUGAGUCUGGAUAAGGAAAUGGUGCGAUAGAUCCAUGAGACUUCUUAGACCUAAAGAGAUGCUGGAACUCUCCAAGACCAGACUCCCACUACUGUAAACUGGAACUUGAUUAUCCAAUUGUCCUUUUCCAGUGUUUACCUUUUACUUGAUGCAGACAUAGUGGCAGUGACUGGACCUCCUCUGAUCAUCACUACAUGUUGUCUUUGCUCCGGUUUCUGUCUCCACCAUUGUGAUCCCAUCCUCGCAAUGUCCGAUCCUGUGCAACCUGAGAUUACCAUGAAGCCUCUGCCCUCGUGUGUAACUGCAGCAGAAUCAAAGAGCAUUUCCGCACUGAUACAUAUCCAUCUCAGCUCCCAAACAAACUAAAAUGGACCGAAACUCGACCAGCAAUAGCACUGCUGCUCGCCGCUUAUAAUCACCCACUGGACCUGAAUCUGUGACUGUGAUGAGGAGUCAAAUAUGGGUAGACAGGUAGAUCAUGACUCUCUCUCUCUUCCUGUAAACUGAGAAAUAGUCCCACUGUAUGCACUGUCUACCCUUCAAUAACACACUCCUUCCACAUCUUGGCCACAUCUUUCUCCCUCUUCUCCCUUUUUAUGCCUCUCAUUAGGACUACACAUCCAUCCUCACUGCCUUCAGAAAAAAACUCCAACCAUCCAUUCACAUGUAGGCCAAGAGAUUUAAAAAAUAUAUUAAAAAAAAAAAGUAUGAGAAGGAGAGGCGGGUGUAGGAAUAUGUACACAUCAGUAUCAUAGGGAUGUCACAAGACGGCAUUUACAGUAUAAAUGAAUCAUGAACACUUUACUAUAUUAAAUAUGUGUGUUGUUUUUGUCUGUGGCUUGCAAAUGACAAAAAGCCAAGCGAGUUAAUACCAACCAUAUUCGCCCAUAAAAAGAAGGACAGAAGAAACUCAAUGUUGCCAAAUCUUUGUUUUUGUUGUUUUAAUUAUUUAUACGUUGUAAUUUAUUUUGAUAUUUUUUUAUGUUUUAUAUAUCUAUAUGAAAAUAUAGAAGUGCAGAGAUACCAACAGAGGCCAAACGUUCUAUAUUUGUUCAUUUUCCACCGUCUUUUGUGCCAACUCGAGCCCUGAGGCUGUCGUACAGGUUUACUGUGACGGAGUGUUUCAGAGACAGAAAAUGUGCUGCUAUGAUUUUACAUUUAUGUCUUUCAUUUUGAUCCCUUUUUUUAUUACUUUUGUGAAUCUGUUGAAGGCAAAUAUUCAACCUCUUGUUUACUUUGCAGAAGGUAAAGUGUGCCGACACAUCAAAUCUAAAAAGUGAGGACUAUAAAGUAAUGGGAGCAAUGUGUAAAUUAAGGGAAUAGUUGAACAUUUUUCAGAAAUAUUAAGCUAAAUGAGAACAUCAGAAACAUUCUUCUGUCUUUAUACUUUAAGCAUGUGUGAAAGCUUAGUUUAACCCCAUAAACCAUGUGUCUUACAACAUGUAUGGUGUUCAUUUAAAAGCAAAUCUCUGGAUGAAAAGAACACAUUUCCAAAAAUGUAAAACUAUUCCUUUAGUGUCAUAUAAGUGAGUUUAUCCAGGUUAAAGGUGUUGAUCUUUAAUCACCAGUUCAUAUCAUCAUCUGAUGGUUACAAACGCAGCAUGUGGGUGACUGGAAGUGAAGGGAGUCGUUCAUAUUGUAAGGAUGCUUUUAUCAGGACUGGAGAGUGUUGGAGGAAAUUAUUUUACAUAUCAAACAGUAUAUUCUCUUGAGGAAAAAAAAAUAGCAUAUGGUGUAUUGAGAAAUAUGAACUAUACAGUGAGACGGACAAAAGUAUGUAGAUGAAGUAUAAAGCUGUAUCACUGUCAGUGGGGUCUUACUGAAUAUGGGUGUAGAUGAUCUAACAGGGUGUCAUAUGUACAGAGCAGUGAGCGCUGCUUUUUGCACUACAGAGGAAGAGAAAUGUGCUGCUCAUGAUAUGAAGUAGAAAGAGAUGGUGUGAAGUAACAGCUACGUGGUCGGAUCAGUUUGUGAACUUCGACAUGAGCACGUACUUUUCUCAAAGGUUAUAUGUUCAGGUUCUGUAUUACACUGAAGUUUUGUUUUCGUUAAGAAGAAUUGAACCAUCUGAAUCUGGCUGCAACUCAGAAGAAGUAUUUAAAGUAAAAGCAAAACAAAAAAAAAAAGGUCUCUAAGAAAUAAGGGAAUUCCUCCUCUGGUAAUUACCAUCAAUGAGCUAAAGAGGAUGUGAGUUUGCCCACCAUACUGUUGCAAUUAACAGCUUUUUAGUGGUCACUGGUGAGUGUAACAACUGAAAUCUGUACACAGAAAUCACAGUUGGAUAUUGUCACACCAAACAAGUGUUUUGCAAGUGGCAGUGUGGAAUGCUGUGUGAUAUUUAGACCCUUAGAUCCACUCACUUUGGGUCUUUCCUUGUUAAUAUUUUGACUGUUAUUCUCAUUAGAUACUGUCCAUUCCUGAUUUUCUUUCAGCAUUAAGUAUUCGCAGCAUUUGCCAUAACCACAAAGUGGUUUUUAGUCUUCAUUACUGGCAGUUUCCAUGACACAUCUUAAUUAUUAAAACAUUUUGAAGAGACCUAAUCUUUUAGAGGAAUGACCAAAUCUGCCAGUAGU